AUGUAUGCUGGUGCUAGUCUGGAACAUGUCGUCCAAUGUCGACCCCGGUCGUUGGCUCUGAAGAUGGACAUGUAUGAUUUGGCGAGGAACAUUCAUGGACCGUUGGUCCCUGCUGCUCAGUCCCACGGCGAGCUUGGUGGCAGUGACGCCAACGAAGAGGUUCAAAAUGACGGUAGAGAGCCGCUUGUGAUUUAUCUAAUGACACGGCUGCCUGGCAUCACCCAGCUGGAUUUUGCGCUCUCUCGCGAUGUUUCACAAGACUCCCCCGAGUUCUUUCCGUUCCGUCAAAAUCUAUUCACCGAUCUUGCCAGUUUCUUUGCUCGAUCCUGGCUGGCACCGCAGCCCGUCUCCUCCGAAUACCGGGAAAAUCUCAAAGCAGAGUACGGCCGAGAUCUAAACCGGCUCCUCAACAAUCUCCCAGAUCAGUUUAAGCCCCAUGUAGAGACUUGUCUGGCUUCUCUUGACGACAUCAUGUCCCUCCCUAUGGUCCUUUCGCAUGGGGACUUGUGUGUCAGCAAUGUGCUGGUGGAUGAAGCUUCUUGCCAUCUGAAAGGAGUUGUUGACUGGGCAGGAGCCACGGUACGCCCCUUUGGCCUCGACUUGCAUUUCCUUCAGAGAUUUGCUGGCGCAAUGCACCUGAGCAACGGCUGGUCAAGAUACCCCGACUACGACGCCGUUGAAGAGACCUUUUGGGCAGCAUUUACGCGCCAAGUUGGUAGUCUUGGUGAUCAAACGAUUCGCAACAUCAAGAGAGCGCGAGUGCUGGGAGUCUUGCUGUCGCAUGGUUUCACCAGUCGGCUGGCCAAUCAGCCUGAACCUGUUGUCCUCAAGGACGACGAUUAUGGCCGCUACCAAAUGAUGUAUCUUGAUGGCUAUCUUAUUAACCCGGCUACUCGCCUUGAUGGUACUCGUCACGAAGCUGCCCCACCAACAAACAGUGCUGCAUCCGUCCGCGAUGACGCUCGUUUCUCGCGUUGCUCUCGACGGCGGACUUUGACCAUCACAGUCGAAUUAGAGACAACUACCACCAUGACGCAGCUGACGGGGCUGCCUGCCGAGCUUUUACAUCAAAUCUUCAGCUGGCUGGACCCGCGGGACCUGGGAGCCCUACCCCGCGUCUGCCAGGUGCUCAACAACCAUGUCAAGGGCAACUGGAAGCUGUGCCAGGAUGUAUACCUGAACCACUUGACUGGGAGCAAGCCUUGCACGACUUUCAUCGGACAAGGUACAAAAGGCCUCGAUCUCCCGGAAAAAUGUAAAGAUUGGUCAUGGGAAUCAGAGCUGCCAUUUGUGCACAAGACGGUAACGGACCUCCUCGACCGCGCCUCGUCUCGCGGGUACACCAACGACAACUCCAACACGCACAGCGCCUCGCGCAACGCCGACUUUUUGCGGCAGCUCUUUGGCAGCAGCGACUCGACGCGGGCCGCCUUUCUCGAGCGCUCUUUUUUGUUUGAGCGCGUGCGCUGCGAGCGGCCGCUCGCGUUUCCGCGCAGCGGCAAUAACGACGCCGGAGCCGCCGCCGCCGCCGCCGCCGCCGCCGAGACGCACCAGCGCAGCGCGCGGCUGCACUGCCUCUAUGGCGCGCCCAUCCUCAACGUCGGCCGUCUUCGCUCCACGCGCACGUAUCCGUUUGCCUGCUCGACCGUGUACGACAUGCGCGGCCACACGGAGCGCACCGGCUGGGGGCCCUUUCGCGACGACGGCUCUGGCAAGGUAGACUGGGAAAAGGUCGAGGCCGUCAUGGUGGUGCUGGGGUACAACAUCCAGUCGAAGCGCUUCGUGUCCAAGCUGUUUAGUGACGUGUGGAACACGCCGUUUUCGGGGUCGUGGUCGCAGAGUUUUAUGCAGACGCCGGCCCUGUCCCCGGCGCAUGAGCCAUCGUCGCUGGAGCUGAGCGAUCCAUAUGGCGUCACGGGCACAUGGUAUCGGGUGGUAUGUUUUCUCGACUACAAUGAUUUCUUUAAUUACAACUUUCCCAUGGGGGACCCGUUUCCUGAGAAUCUGCCGCGACCGGGUAUCAGCGUAGGCGAGGCCACGCGACUCAUCAUUUUGAAACUGCACAUUACACGCAUAGAACCCCCGGGUCCCGAAGACGGACAGGCCCUUCCCGUCGUGCAUUUUGCCGGCGAUUCGCGGCUCUUGGACGACGGCUGGGAUGCCAACGGGGCGUCCGAACUCAAGGGCACUGUCCGCUUGACAAAAGAAGGCGAGGUGCGCUGGACAUCAACGUCCAUCUACAACGGCGAAGAGCGGUGGAAGAGCGAAGGGAUUCAGGUCGGCGGUGUCCGGUCGGCGCGCGGCGUGCUGGGCUUUUGGUUCGACAGCGAGUACGACGCGCAUGGACCCGUGGGCCCCACGGCCAUCUGGAAGGCGAGCGACUCGGAGGCGCCGUACGGCAAGAUUGCGGACAUUCUGCCGACGGGGUUCCUGGCGUACAGCGCACUGGUGUCGGUGGAGGAUUCGGACCCCGAGGGCGAGAUGGACUACACGGCCGACGAGGAGGACGAAGAGGAGGAGGAAAUGGAGAUUGACGUUGAUUUGCUGCGGGGAGAGCUGCCGGCGCUGCUGCUAGAUGCGAAUAUGGAGAUUUUGACGGCACCUCCGGCGGAGGAUGAUAUCAACGAUUAA
Molecule: messenger RNA, 2631 nt
Organism: Beauveria bassiana ARSEF 2860
Lineage: Eukaryota; Fungi; Ascomycota; Sordariomycetes; Hypocreales; Cordycipitaceae
Product: F-box domain-containing protein
Exons: 8
Coding region: 1-2631 (876 amino acids)
Molecular function (GO): protein binding
Source: RefSeq, a predicted model, not a curated record